Molecule: messenger RNA, 1278 nt
Organism: Candidula unifasciata
Lineage: Eukaryota; Metazoa; Mollusca; Gastropoda; Stylommatophora; Geomitridae
Source: the annotation of a GenBank genome assembly
GUCAACUGGCACCCGGUGUUCUGGGGGUUUAUCAUCCAGAUCGUUUUUGCCAUCCUCACCCUGAGGACAUGGGCCGGCUUCCAAGCUUUCAAGUGGAUCGGUGAUCUCAUCUUCAAAUUUGUGCGACUUUCUGACAAGGGGUCCGCCUUUGUUUUCGGCGACACUUUUAGAAACGAUAUCGCUGGCUUUUUCAUUGAUUCUGCAGGAGUCAUCGUCUUCUUCAACUCCUGCAUCUUCAUGCUGGACAACUGGGGAGUCCUAGAGUUCAUCGUCCUGAAGAUUGGCCGAGGUCUGUCGUUCUGUCUGGAGACUGGACCAGUCGAGUCUGUGGUGGCCGCAGCCAAUAUAUUCAUUGGUUUAUCAGAGGCUCCCCUGAUCGUGCGGCCCUACCUGCCAACGGUAACCAGGUCCGAACUGCACGCCAUCAUGACCUGUGGCUUCUCCAGCAUUUCCGGGGCGUUUAUGGCCAUGUUUAUCAAAGCUGGGGCACCAGCCAACCACUUGCUGACGGCCUCGGUGAUAUCAGCCCCGGCCGGCCUGGCCAUCUCCAAACUGAUCUACCCGGAAGUGGAGACGGUCAACUACGCCAGUCAGAGGGAUGUCAAGAUGCGCGACAGUUCAGGGGAAUCAAGAAACGUUCUGCAGGCCUGCUCUGAUGGUGCUGCCUUCUCCAUCAAGCUGAUCGGCUCAAUUAUGGUCAACAUGCUGGCAUUCGUGUCUCUGAUGAACCUGGUGGACAGUCUGCUGGUGUGGGCUGGUGAUCGCGCUGGGGUGGACAAUAUGACUUUUGAUCUGAUCUGCUCCUACGUGUUGUGGCCACUCUCUUAUGUGAUGGGCGUGCCCAGCCAGGACUGUGGCAAGGUCGGGUCACUGAUUGGUGUCAAGAUGAUGGCAACACCUUUUGUCGCCUACCGCGACCUUGGAAAUGUAAUCAAGAACCGACUUGUACUGCUAGAAUACCUCAGCACGAGUAACGGCACCUGGCACUGGUCUGGUAAAAAUGUCAUUCUGGACACGGUCAAUGUCACCCUGGUCGGUGGAGUCUUAAGUGAACGGGCAGAAGUGAUCGCCACGUAUGCCUUGUGCGGCAUCUCGGCGUUUCCCGCCAUCGGCUUCUCCAUGGGCACCCUCAUCCCCAUGUGUCCCCCACGGAAGAAAGAUGUCGUCGACGUGAUCAUACGGGCCUUUAUCGCUGGCAACCUGGCCAACUUUGCCACUGGCACCAUAGCAGGUGUGAUGUUUACUGUUACAGCUCCCAUGCCAUUUAACCUAACCUAA